AUGUCGCACACCCAGCCAUCCCCAACCGCGGGGCCGGCGCAGCAUCAUCCGGGCGUGAUGGUGGCGCAUCCCCCAGUCAAUGGACACAUGCCCCCCGCUGCGAUUCCCGCGCAAGGCCAAAAGGGAGUUCCCUUGACGACGCCUCAGAAAAUCGCCGCUCUGAACGAGCAAGUGUGGCUUCAAAUUGGUAGUCUCACUGAAUUGAUGGGUGAUCUUGAUGGCGCGAUGAAUGCAUACGAACAAGCGCUUCGUCACAAUCAAUGGUCUAUCCCGGCCAUGAACGCAAUCUCAUGCAUUCUCCGCACCAAGGAACAGUUCCCCAAAGCUAUUGAAUACUUGCAAAACAUUCUCAAGCUUGACCCUACGAGCGGUGAGACCUGGGGUAGCCUCGGCCACUGUCACCUCAUGAUGGAUAACCUACAAGAGGCGUACACCUCUUAUCAGCAGGCAUUGUACCAUCUGCGCGAUCCCAAGCCCAAACUGUGGUACGGUAUUGGCAUCCUUUACGAUCGCUACGGGUCCUUGGACCACGCCGAAGAGGCCUUCUCACAGGUCAUGCGCAUGGCGCCCGAGUUCGAGAAGGCCAAUGAGAUCUACUUCCGCCUUGGUAUAAUAUACAAGCAGCAGCAGAAAUUCAGCCAGAGUCUCGACGUAACUGCGUAUCGUCGUGUCCUGGAACGUGACCCAAACCAUGCCAAGGUCCUUCAACAGCUUGGCUGGCUGUAUCACCAGCAAAGCAACAGCUACGAGAGCCAAGAGAGGGCUAUUGAGUACCUGGAGAAGUCUGUCAGUGCUGACAACAACGACGCCCAAAGCUGGUAUCUUCUCGGUCGGUGCUACAUGUCGCAGGCAAAGUAUCCCAAGGCGUAUGAAGCCUAUCAGCAGGCCGUCUAUCGCGACGGUCGCAAUCCUACAUUUUGGUGCUCUAUCGGCGUGCUCUACUACCAAAUCAACCAGUACCGUGACGCCCUUGACGCAUACUCUCGUGCAAUCCGACUGAACCCCUACAUCUCGGAGGUCUGGUAUGACCUCGGUACCCUCUACGAGUCGUGCAACAAUCAGAUCGCAGAUGCUUUGGAUGCCUACGGCCGGGCCGCCGACCUUGAUCCGACCAAUGUUCACAUCAAGGCACGUCUGCAGCUCCUGCAAAGCCAGCUGUCGGGUUCGGCCCAGCAGAAUAACGCUCCAGCUCCGCAGCCACAGGACGUUCACCCUCAGGCCUAUCAAGCACCAGGCGUGGGAGCUCCUCCCGCUCCUCAAUGGGGUGGUCCAGCACCCGCUGCUGCCCCGGCGCCAGUCGGUCCUCCUCCCCAAGCCCCCGCCCCUCCACGUCAGAUUGACUGGAGUCGUGGUGCCAGCGACUUGCACCCUCAGCAAGCUCCUCCACUCGCUGCCGGCAAUGGUGUUGAUCAGCGCGAAGCCAUGCGUGGUCCUGGUGUCUCCCAAGCCAGCCCUCGCCAGGAUCCUGGCCGAGCAUUCCCAGACCCAUCUCGCCCCGGGGCGUCUACUCGCUCGCCCAAGAUGGCCGGCUCUGGUGCUUACCCUCCUCAUCAUACUCUGCCACAAUUGGGAAACGGCCCGGCUCCCACCCAUGAGCGGGGUCCUAGUGGCGGCAAUCCUCCAUUCGGGUCUGCCGGUCGUGGACACUUGCCACCUGCACCUGUUGGGGCUCCCGCCCCUGGCCCCAAUGCUGGUGUGGCUCCUGGUGCUCCCGCCCCUCCUUACGCACACCGUCCAUUUACUCCUCCCACCGAAAUUCGCCCGAUUCGCGACGAGCGGCCUUCUUCCCCGGGCGCGGGAUAUCCUCACCAGCAGUAUCACCACGGUCCCCUGGCCCCUGCUCCCCCCGGCGCUCCUACUGGCAUCGCGACAGGCGCGCCCCCUCCUGCGUCCGCGUCGAACGCUGCUGAUGCUGCCGCCCGUGAUCGGGUAGAUGACCGUCCUCCGUCUGCUAUGAAGCGUGGUCGUGAGUGGGAGAGUGAGGCUGGUCCCAUCAAGAAGCAAGCCAGCGAUGAGACACGAGCCCGCCUCGAUGACCAGAACAGUCGCCGCCCCAGUCCUCCGGCCCGUUUGCCUUCUCCUGGGCAAAUGCAGCGCCGCAGUUCCUCCGAGGCUCGUCGCGAAGACACUCGCCGUGCUAAUGAUAACUACCACCCCUCGGAGGCGGCUCACCACCCCCCUACGUUGCCUUCCAUUCAAAGCAUGCCUCCUCACGCAGCUGGUGGUCCAGGACUUCCUCCCAUGGCAGAGGGCACUGCACCUCCCCCAUCCGCAUCCAAUGGUCCUCCUCCUUCAGCUCCACCUGCUGCUCGCACGCCUGUCAAGGAGGAAGCUCCUCGUCCCGAAGCGCCUGCGUCCCACGAGCCUGCUGCGCGAAAGAUGGAUGUUGAUGAGGACUAUGAUGAUGAUGGCGAUGAUGAAAAGAAGGUCGGCGGUGUGGCUAAGGCGAGCCCUAACGGCAGCGCUGCCGGCGCCGGUCCCAACGUGAUGGGUAAUGGUCGGCAGGGCACUCCCUCCAAGACCGAGACUGCCUAA
Molecule: messenger RNA, 2535 nt
Organism: Penicillium diatomitis
Lineage: Eukaryota; Fungi; Ascomycota; Eurotiomycetes; Eurotiales; Aspergillaceae
Gene: cyc8
Product: putative transcriptional corepressor Cyc8
Exons: 5
Coding region: 1-2535 (844 amino acids)
Biological process (GO): regulation of gene expression
Molecular function (GO): RNA polymerase II cis-regulatory region sequence-specific DNA binding; protein binding; chromatin DNA binding
Source: RefSeq, a predicted model, not a curated record